Messenger RNA from Dothidotthia symphoricarpi CBS 119687, 260 nucleotides. RefSeq lists its product as uncharacterized. The coding region runs from base 43 to 249 and encodes 68 amino acids. The transcript is spliced from 2 exons. Lineage: Eukaryota; Fungi; Ascomycota; Dothideomycetes; Pleosporales; Dothidotthiaceae. The record is from RefSeq and is a predicted model, not a curated record.
GGCAGUCCCACUCACCACCUGACAGCCGCUCGUCAUCGUGUGAUGCUGAACAACCCUCCCUUCUCGUCGUCAGCUCUCACCCACCAACUCAUCUGUCAGGUGCUCGGUCGCACCGCAACGUCGUCUCACCUAGACGUCCCUGCAUGGUUCAUGAGAACCAAACAUCCCAUGCUAAACGUCUGGCUCCACGCGGCCGCGGUGAUCCGACCACACUGCGGCUGCCACACGCGUCGUGCAUACAAUUUCUGACCAACUGCGCC